AUGGAACCAAGAUCAAGAGAAACUACUCCUACAAAAGAGGAUUUGGAUUUUAUAGUUGAUGAUGGUUAUAGACAUGAUGAGGAUCCAGAUUAUGUUCCAAACGAAAAAUAUGUUGUUACUGGAUCAGAGUUCAAAAAACUAACCAGAAAUGCUAAAAAGCUUGGUGCUGAAUCACUUGAUUAUUCAACCCGAAAAAAUAACAAAUACAUGGCCACACUUCCAGGUGGGAAAAAAGUUCAUUUUGGAUCACCAAAAUAUCCAGACUACACUAUUCACAAAGAUAAAGAGCGAAGAGAUAAAUAUCUUUCUAGAGCUGCAAAGAUUAAAAAUAAACAGGGAGAAUUAACUUAUAAUAAUCCAGAAUCACAAACUAUUGGUCAACAAAGCUUCUUUGGCCUAAAAAAUAAAAUUGAUUUAUGAUUUAAAGAUUAACUAAAUAUUAAUAAAAUGAUGUUAACAAGUUACGAAAAUAUUAACCAAGAGAAUAUUAUCUUUAAUGAAGCCAAAGAGUACAAAGUCAAAGAUAGCAAGAUUAAAUACAAACGUAUCCCAAUCGAGGUAAAAUAUCCAAAUGGAAAGAAAGGAGCUUUAGUAUUAGAAUCUCCAGUUCUUUUUAGUUUUGGUGUUAAUGAAAAGAAAAAUCAAGAAACAAACAAGUUAGUAGGUUAUAGUAUUCCAGUAUGUCUUUGGGCUAAAGAUAGUGAACCUAAUAAUAAAGAAAAAGCAUUUUUUGAUGUUAUUAAUAAUGUAACAACUCUAUCUCAGCAACAUUUAGAGAAUGAAUAUGGACCAGAUCUAGCAUCAACUCUAUCUUCACCAUUUUACUACAAACAAAUAGAAUACACAGACAAGAAAGGAAAAAGAGAACAAAAACUGAUGAUGCAUCAGCACCAGUUCUUUACGCAAAACUUAUUUACUCAGAAAAAUCAAAGAAAAUUUUAUCUUUGUUUAAGGGAAAGGGAGGUCGUGAUUUAA
Molecule: messenger RNA, 975 nt
Organism: Porites lobata
Lineage: Eukaryota; Metazoa; Cnidaria; Anthozoa; Scleractinia; Poritidae
Source: the annotation of a GenBank genome assembly